AUGGGUCGAAAAAUUGAGAUGAAGAAAAUAGAAGAGAUAACAAAACGUCAAGUCACAUUCUCCAAGCGACGUAGUAGUUUAAUUAAGAAGGCGGAAGAAAUUGCUGUUUGUUGUGAUGUUGAUGUGUUUUUUGUCGCAUUCUCUCCUUCUGGUCGAAUAAGCAAAUUCUGUAGUCAAAAAAGUAUUGAAGACAUGAUUCAUCGCUAUAUUAAUCUUCCAGUUGAAAGGAGAUUGACCCACAUAGCGGAUGUUCAGGAAAAGGUGGAAAAACUGAGGCACUUGAACCAUAUCAAGGGAGAUGUUAGCAAGAUUCACUUUCUUGAAAAACAGAUUGAGAAUUUGGAGCUACAAAUCAAGAAGAGCACAUUGGAAAUGCAGAUUUUGGAUGCCAAUAUAAGGGAUUACGAACCUGGAGUAGACCAAGAGCCUUCUCUUCAUCAACUUUAUUGGUGUGAGAGAAACUUGCAACAAUCUCUGCAAAAAGUCAUGGCUAGAAAAAUGAAUUUUGAUCAGAUGGAAUUGGAGAAACAAGGCAAGAUGGACACUAUACCAUUUCAAUUUGCUGCACAAGAAACAGAUCCACAGCAGCUUGAUACUUGGAUUAAUCCAUACAGUGCAAGUAUUCAAGGGAACAUAUUCCAAUUUCAAGAUUUGACAGACAGAGGAAAGAGAGUGGCAGGAAAUUCAAGCAAUUACGCAUAUAACGUUCCCUUUGCAAGUUCUUCACAGUGCGGAAAUAUAUCAUUUCCUCAAAUUCAAAACUCAUCGCCUUAUAUCUCAGCACAGAGCGAGCAACAAAACAUGGUAGUAGAUGUGCAACAGAAUCCAACACAAGCAUUUGGUCAAUCAGAGGCACAAGUGACUUUUGGUGAAAGUAGUAGCAGCUCUAUCAUGAACUUUUGGAACAAUCUUUGCAAUUCUACAAGGCCUAUCUCCGGUCCACUCUCCACCAUGAGUACUCAAUUAAAUAAUUCCUCUCAAUUAGAGUUGGAUUAUCCCCAUACAAAUUGGAAUACACUGCAAUAUCCAAGCAAUAUAAACGUUUCAAGUCAUAACAACAAUCACAUCAUUCAGAAUAAUGAUGAUUAUUCUUCAGUUCAGAGUGAUGCAAGAGGUCUUAAUGGAUGUAGCUAUGCUUUGGAGGCGAAUAUCAUGGAAAACAAUCAAUAUUUUGUUGAAAGGACACAAGAGAAUGAUUCAUGGGAAUGGGAUGACACUGUCCUCAACGAGACUUUCAGUGUGGAAAAUUUCAGUAUUUUGGAUUGA
Nicotiana tabacum (common tobacco) is the source of this 1266-nucleotide messenger RNA. NCBI's taxonomy places the organism in Eukaryota, Viridiplantae, Streptophyta, Magnoliopsida, Solanales, Solanaceae. The record is from RefSeq and is a predicted model, not a curated record.